AUGCCCGCCGCCGCGCCCCGCCGGCUCGCCGCCGCCGCGCCCGCCGGCAAGGCCAAGCUCACGCACCCCGGCAAGGCCAUCCUGGCAGGAGGCCUCGCGGGAGGCAUCGAGAUCUGCAUUACAUUCCCCACGGAGUACGUGAAGACACAGCUGCAGCUGGAUGAAAAAGCAAACCCGCCUCGCUACAAGGGCAUCGGCGACUGCGUGAAGCAGACUGUCCGUGACCAUGGCGUUCGCGGGCUGUACCGGGGGCUCAGCUCGCUGGUGUACGGCUCCAUCCCGAAGGCCGCCGUGAGGUUCGGCAUGUUUGAGUUCCUCAGCAACCAGAUGAGAGACGAGCAGGGCAAGCUGGACAGCACGCGGGGCCUCGUCUGCGGGCUGGGCGCCGGCGUGGCCGAGGCUGUGGUGGUGGUGUGUCCCAUGGAGACCAUAAAGGUGAAGUUUAUCCAUGAUCAGUGCUCUCCUCAGCCCAAAUACCGUGGCUUCUUCCAUGGUGUGAGGGAGAUUGUUCGGGAGCAGGGGCUAAAGGGGACCUACCAGGGCUUAACUGCGACCGUCCUCAAGCAAGGAUCGAACCAGGCCAUUCGUUUCUUCGUCAUGACAUCCCUCAAGAACUGGUACAAAGGGGAUAAUCCCAACAAGGUCAUCAACCCCUUCAUCACAGGGAUCUUCGGAGCCCUUGCAGGAGCUGCAAGUGUCUUUGGCAACACCCCCUUGGAUGUGGUGAAAACCAGGAUGCAGGGGCUCGAAGCACACAAGUACAAGAGCACCUGGGACUGUGCCUACCAGAUCAUGAAAUAUGAAGGGCCGCUGGCGUUCUACAAGGGCACGGUGCCUCGCCUGGGCCGCGUCUGCCUCGACGUGGCCAUCGUCUUCGUCAUCUACGACGAAGUCGUCAAGUUCCUCAACAAGGUGUGGAAAACCGAUUGAGCACGGCCCGGGCCGGGGCCCCCGUGCCGCCUCCACCGCCGCGAGGCAACAGCUGGAAAAAGAUGACCAACCCCGGAGGAACCGCACGGACCUUCCCCCCAGGAGCUGCCAAGGGUCCAAGUCUCCCACUACGCAAACGCAGGCUGGGAAAGCCCCCUCCAGCCCCCUCCCCUCACAAACCCCAUGGUCUUUAUUUAUAGGAAGGAGCUGUGCAGCAGUUUAAAUUAUUAGUUGUGUGAUAAAAUGAUGGAGACGGAGGAGAAGCUGUCUGCGAGCGCCCCAGCAGCCGGGGCUGCCGGGAGUCGCUGCGUGUCCCCGAGGAGGGCUCAGCCCGGGCGCCCCGGGAAGGCUGAGCCCAGCGCUGCCUCUCCUGCCUCCGCGAGAGCCAGCUGGGGAGGGCGAGGCGGCCCGGGGGCCCGGCAGCGCCCGCGGUCCCCGGCAGCGAGGAGCUCGAGGGGUCACCCGGGAGCGCAGCUCCUCGCUGCCCUGGGACCCCCGGUGUUUUUGGGGUGGCCGGAGAGGCCUCCCGUGAGCUGCCGUGGGGCAACGUGUCCCGCGCCUGCAGCAGGGGCGCCCCAGCUGGCGGAGGCGCUCGGGGCUGGCGCCGUGGGCCGGGGGCGAAGCGUCCGGCCUUGCGGCAGCUCCGGGCCGCGUUGGGCUCGCGAGCCCCGCGCGGCCCACGGGAAGGGGGCGGGCAGCCCCCACGGCCACCCAGGGCUCCCGGGGCAGCGGCCUCCUUCCCCCGCCGCGCCGGCACCGCGGACGCCUUGGGGCGCCGCUGCCCGCGCUCUGCCCGCCGCGGGCUGCUGAGCGGCUGCUGCCCCAAAUUGCCUGGGCCCUUCUUAGUUUUCCUUCCUGAGGAGAUGGGUGUGGGGGGAGCUUGGCCCCCGCCGGGCCGCCGCGGCGCUCGAUGUUUACAGUUGCACCGCUCGAGGGACGCGGGCGAGGAGGCGCGCGGCGCCUCUCGGAGCUGGGCCCCGGCGCCCCUGGGCCGGAGCCGUCCUCCGCCCGGCCUUCCUUCUGCACAUUCCCCGCUUCCCCGCCGUCCCCUCCGCCGCGGGGCUUCCCGGCGGCUCACCGAGCCUUACGCUGAGCUGGCACCGCGCGCGCUGCGGCUGGCGGGACCGGAGCCCUGCCGCUGCCCUGCGCUGGAGCUCGGCCGCUCCCGACUCGUGCCAAAACUUCCCGCGGGAGGAGGAGGCGGCGCUGGGGAGCCGGAGCCUGGGACUGGACCUUUACCGGUAGCAAAUGCAGCCUUAACACUAGUGUAUGGGAGGGCAACGGAGGAAACAGGAAAGCCUAGGAGGAGGUUUACCUUUGGGCUUUCCGCUCUUAAGCCAGUGAAUGAAGGUUGUUGGUGGUUUUGUUUUUGUUUUUUUAAUUCUGUUUUACAUUUGCAACUUGAAUAAAAUCAAUCUGGCUUCA
This is a messenger RNA of Rhea pennata, 2355 nucleotides long. It is a transcript of the gene SLC25A1, whose product is annotated as solute carrier family 25 member 1. The transcript is spliced from 9 exons. NCBI's taxonomy places the organism in Eukaryota, Metazoa, Chordata, Aves, Rheiformes, Rheidae. The record is from RefSeq and is a predicted model, not a curated record. Gene Ontology annotation, molecular function: citrate secondary active transmembrane transporter activity. Bases 1 to 930 code for a protein of 309 amino acids. Gene Ontology annotation, biological process: mitochondrial citrate transmembrane transport. Gene Ontology annotation, cellular component: mitochondrion.